This is a messenger RNA of Neoarthrinium moseri, 765 nucleotides long. RefSeq lists its product as uncharacterized. Bases 1 to 765 code for a protein of 254 amino acids. Lineage: Eukaryota; Fungi; Ascomycota; Sordariomycetes; Amphisphaeriales; Apiosporaceae. The transcript has a single exon. The record is from RefSeq and is a predicted model, not a curated record. Gene Ontology annotation, molecular function: acyltransferase activity, transferring groups other than amino-acyl groups.
AUGACACGGCGACCACGCGACGCUUCCCCAUAUACUAUGGAGACCAUGGAGUCGAGCCUUGUGGGGGCAUUCCGGUCUGAGAAUCUUAUCUACCGCGCAAUCGAAGACGAUGAAUCCGACAAGCACUUCAUCUUCCGUAGUUUCUGGAGCGAUCCCGUCAACUACGGUUUCGCACUUCUCGGAAUUCUUAGGCCUCAGUCCCGGCAGAACGGCUACAAAGAAAUAGAGGAGAUGAUAAGGACAGCUUGCCUCGCUGUAAUGGUUUGUCUGCCAUAUGAGAAGGAUGAGACGUCUAGUCAGGCUUCGAUGCAGAUGGACACGCCAACAGAACUCGUGUUUGACACUCGGCGGAAGUCGAUACCGAUAGGGAUUCUCAUCGUGGAGAGGACAGGACCCGAUGUCAUGCGGCGGGCUCGUAUAGGGAUUCAGAUCGCCGCCCCGUACCAGAACCGAGGCUACGGCCGGGAGUCCAUUAACUGGGCCUUGGACUGGUCCUUUCGAUUUGCCGAUCUGCACCGCGUUGAGAUUGGAACAGGGGCCUACAACGAGAGGGCCACCGCGUUAUAUAAGAAAAUGGGCUUCCGCCUUGAAGGCGUCAUGAAGGAGGCACUCUUCAUGGACCGGAAGUGGCAUGACCUUCUGUCAUUUGGCAUGCUCGCACGUGAAUGGGAGUCAUUAAGGUCAGCAAAACUGGCCCUUGAUGAUUUACAGAGAGGGUUCAGUUUCAAGCAAACCGACGAGAACCAGAAUCGUAAAGCGAGAUAG